UCGAUUGUAGACAAUCUACGUACAAAUCAUUUGCUAACUAGUAGCGAACGACACAAAACAUCAUCACAAGAUGCUAAUGCGGGAAAAACCAAAACGAUAAAAUUUUAUUAAACUUUCAGACAACGAUUAACUUCUAACGCACAGCAUCUAGCAUCAUGAAACCACAGUUAACAUUAGCAGUUAUCAACAUUUUCGUCGCACUGAUUGGUGGUAAGUUUUCGCUGGCCUCGGCCAAGGGCCCACAUCAUCCGCGGGGCAAUCACAGCCGGAAGUUGGACGAACAUUUUCACGUCAAAGAUAAUCACAUCCAGGAGGAUCUGAAGCAACUGUCCAUCAGCGAGGACGAGCUGGCCAAAAUGUCCGAGGAGGAGAAGAAUUUCUAUUUUUUCAAGCUGCACGAUUCCGACAACAAUGACCACCUGGAUGGGUUGGAAAUUCUGCACGCUGCCACCCACCACAACGAUGGCCACGUGCACAGGCUGGAUGGUCGCGAUUCGGAUGAUGAUGGUGGCGAAGACAGCUCGGAGAAUUCGGUCAUUGAUGUCAUCGAUGAUUUCAUCGCCUUUGCGGACCUGGAUCAGAAUGGACUACUCACCUAUCCCGAGUACAUGAAGGCCAUCAGCACUGAAAAUUGGAACAAAAAGGGAGAUCCUGCCAUAACCACAUCUUCCCCAGACCCCUCUUAGUAGAUAGAAUGUAAAUUAAAACAAGACAAACACAAAUAAAGCAUCCUUCUGCUUCAUAU
This is a messenger RNA of Uranotaenia lowii, 745 nucleotides long. Its product is annotated as multiple coagulation factor deficiency protein 2 homolog. The record is from RefSeq and is a predicted model, not a curated record. Gene Ontology annotation, molecular function: calcium ion binding. Lineage: Eukaryota; Metazoa; Arthropoda; Insecta; Diptera; Culicidae. The transcript is spliced from 3 exons. The coding region runs from base 156 to 686 and encodes 176 amino acids.